AUGUCCUUGGUCAUCAUCCUUCACGCGACAGCGACAGUCAUUGUUUUGGCCCUUAGUAGCUCUGCUAUCUGGAAGGCCUUCCGGUGGACUCGCGGUGAUGUCCACAUAUAUGAUCCACUCCCGGACACCAGCCAUCAAGACGAGGAUGGAGGUGCCAGUGCUGAUUUUCAAGAAACAUCGGCCACUAGCCAACGAGUGGUGACAUUUACGGCAUCGGCCUAUACCACCCUGGCAAUUCUGAAACCAGUGACUUUAUUUGCAACUUUCAAAUCUUCCCCAUUCUCAGGAGUGCUAGCUGUGAUCAACGGAAUAAGCCUGCUGGCUCAUGGGCUCUCACUGCGCCAUGAUACUGAUCUUACCUGCCGCUAUCAAAAUGGCGUCAGAGGAGCUUGGGCUUGGAUCAUGACAGGCAUCUCAUGUUUUGCGGACAUUUAUGGGGACUUAACUGAUGGGCGUACUUCGGGCGCGAAUUGCAUCCUCGCAUUGUCCUCGAUAUUGAUGAUAUCGCUUGGAAUCGGAGGAAACCUCUCUUUCCCACAGCGGCCCAGAGUGUUUCGAAACUCGCAUCCUGUGGAUGAUCAGUACUCUACGAGCAUUCUGGGGCAAAUCACAUUCUCCUGGGCUACAUAUGUGAUACAGUCCGUCAAAGCCAAAGGGAAGUAUCUCAUUGUUGAUGACAUCCCCGAAAUGGGAGAUCAUGCACGUGCUGAAACACUGCGAGAAUCUUUCAGAGAAGCUCGCUCUGAAGGCGUCCCUCUUUGGAAAACAAUCCUUCGCGUCCAUCGCGGCGUAUUCGUACGACAAAUGGCCUUGACCGUCGCUGUAUGCUUCCUAAGCAUUGUACCAUCGCUAGCAUUGUUUCAAAUUCUUCGCACACUGGAGACGCCAGCGGAGAGUGCCCAAAAUAGCUGGCUGUGGUUAAAUGUUGCGCUCCUGGCAGCAGGAGUAUUGCUCUCCUGCACUUUAGACACCUGGAAAUUUUGGUUUUCAUACAAUUGUCUCUCCCUCAGAACGUUCGAGCAACUUUCCAUUGCGGUGUUUGAAAAGAGCAUGCGUUUACCUACUGCUUGCAUCUUUUCUGAUCCUGGAUCUGAUCCGCAAGACACUGGCGAUGGCAUGAAUCUUCUGGCAGUAGAUGCCAAGUAUGUCGCUGACUCCCUUUGCUUAAUUUAUGUGAUGUACAAAGCUCCGCUGCAGCUUAUCAUCUCCGGUGGCUAUCUGGCGCAUCUGCUCGGAUGGCAGAGUCUUGUGGCAGGUAUUUUGGUGUUGGUCUCCAUGACCCCAGUCAACAUUUACGCAGCUCGGAAAUACAGCCUGGCACAGCAACUGCUAAUGUCCACCCGGGACCGCAAAAUCAAGGUCCUCACAGAGGUGAUGCACCUCAUCCGACAGAUCAAAUUUUCAGCCCAGGAGAGUCGAUGGGAGGCAAUAAUUGAGAAAAGGAGACAAGAGGAGUUGCGUGCUCAAUGGACAACUUUUCUUUGGAGCAUCGCACAGGUAGCUGUUUAUCUGGCAACGCCUGUGGUCCUGUCGGUUGUCUGUCUCGGAACCCAUGCCCUCAUCUAUAAGUCGUUGUCUGCCCCGGUUGCAUUCUCAGCCAUCGCAGUCCUCAGUUCUAUCGAAAUCGUGAUGUAUGCUUUGCCUGAAUGUGUGGCUCGAACCGCCACUGGUUUGAACAGCCUGAAACGCAUUGAACAGCACUUGGAUGCAAGCGAGAGCAACUAUCGAUUGGAAUCGGAUAUGGCCGUCGAGUUCUUUGAUGCUACCAUAGGAUGGAAUAGUGCCUCUUCAGAAAACCCGGUCCGGUCAAUACUCCAUUCCAUAAACUUAAGUUUCCCUCCAUCAAAGCUCAGCCUGGUGACUGGAGCUACUGGAUCAGGAAAGAGCCUUCUUCUUGCGUCUAUUCUCGGGGAGUCAACAUUAAUUUCAGGGUCUAUACGAGGUCCUAGAAAUGGAAAAUAUGCUUAUGUUGCCCAGGUUCCCUGGUUGGCGAAUGCCUCGAUCAAGGAAAACAUUUUGUUCGGCAACUCACUUGACACCAUCAGAUACAACGAGGUCAUUUCUUCCUGUGCCCUUCAGCAAGACCUCUUGUUAUUCCCGGAUGGAGACUCUACAGAGGUUGGACCAAGCGGUGUUAACCUGAGCGGUGGGCAAAAAUGGCGUCUUUCACUGGCGCGCGCUCUAUAUUCCCCAGCCGACACUCUGGUUAUGGACGACAUAUUCAGUGCAGUGGAUGUACACACUGCUAGUCAUCUAUUCACAUACGCCUUGACAGGAUCCCUCGCCAAAGACCGGACAAGAAUAUUGGUUACACAUCAUGUGUCCCUCUGCCUAUCGCAUACCGAAUAUAUUGUCUCCCUGGAACAAGGGUCAGUACAGUAUGCAGGUCCCGUUUUAAAUCGCCACAUACCAGUCACGGACGUUGGUGAGCAAAACGAAGCUGGCUUAUCAAGCGCGAAUGGUCCUGUUCCCGAUGAACCUCAAAACCUUGUUAACGACGAUUCCAACGCUCAUCGGCCGAACAACUCACCCUCCCAAUUCGUGGAAGAGGAGAAAAGAGAAGAGGGAACAUUGCAAUGGCGGGUUUGGAAGGCUUACCUGGCAGCAGGUGGCGGAAUGAUUGCUUGGGUCUGGGUAAUGGCCACUUUUGGUGGAUACAGUAUGGUGCUGACUGCCCGUGCUUGGUGGCUUCAUAUUUGGAGCGACGAAGAGGGAAAGUUCCCUUGCAAUGCUACAGGGUCGACCGACUGUGUCGAUGACCAUUUGCUCUUCUACCUAGCAGUAUACAUCGGUCUCGGUGCUGUUGUCUGUGUUAUUGGCACGGUCCGCAGCUACUUUGCUCUCAAGGUUGCUUUGAAGUCGGCAAAGAACUUGUUUCGUGACUUGCUGCAUACAAUUCUUCAUACCCCCCUUCGCUGGAUAGAUACGGUACCACCUGGCCGUAUCAUGAGUCGCUUGAUUGUCGACAUCCUGGUGGUGGACUCUCAGCUAGGAGAUGACAUUCAGUCAGUUCUUGCCAACGCCUUCGACAUGAUCCUCGCUAUAGCAGCCGGCAGUAUUGUGAGUCCUUGGCUCAUGGUACCUGCUGCGUUCCUAUGCACUGUCUGCGUAACCUAUGGUCGGAUUUAUCUCAAUGCCGCUAGAGAGAUCCGAAGAUUGGAGAGCGUCCUGAAAAGCUCUGUAUUUGAGCAUGUGCGGGCAACACUCUCUGGGCUCUGGACAAUACGCGCCGAAAAUAAGACUGCGACGUACGUCAAAAAGGUGACGGAGCAAGUUGAUAGAUAUGCUCGUGCGUACUGGCAGCUUUGGUUAUUGAACUGCUGGCUUGCAUUCCGCAUGGAUGUCUUGGGUGCUAUUUUCGCUCUUGUUGCCAGUGUCUUGGUUGUGUCCUCGCCUUCUGUUAACGCCGCACUUGCUGGAUUUGCUAUCAGUUUUGCCCUCAAGAUGGCCUCAUCUAUGUCGCUUACUGUGCGCAGAUAUGCCGGUCUUGAACUGAGCAUGAACAGCGUAGAGCGCAUUUUGGAGUACACCGAGCUCGAGACAGAGCCAAUCCACAGCGGAGAUCACAUCCCUCCUGUCUGGCCCAGCAGCGGGUGCGUUGACGUGUCAAAUCUCACAGUGAGCUACUCUCCAAAUCUCCCACCCGCUCUACAUGGUAUUACCUUCCGUGUGGGCCCGGCCGAGCGGGUAGGUGUAGUUGGUCGAACGGGGUCGGGGAAGUCAUCUCUCAUUCUCGCCCUGUUCCGUUUUCUCGAAGCAAGCAAAGGGAGCAUCGUGAUUGAUGGGCUCGACAUCUCCAUGCUGAAACUGCAGCAAAUGCGCGAGAGAUUGGCGAUCGUCCCACAGGAUCCAGCCGUUUUCUCAGGCACAGUCCGUACAAACCUUGACCCCUUCAACCAGCAUUCCGAUGAUGAAUUACUAGCAGCGUUGCGGGGUGUGGAGUGGGAUGACGAUUUGGUUUCCACAAACAGCAACCCAGUCAAGGAUGAUUCAUUUGAACCGGAUGAUGGACCUGAAAGCUUCAAGAACGAAGACGAGUCAUCUAUCCCUUUGAUGACUAUUGAAGACACAACCGCCACACAGAGCCCGACUAGCCCUGGUCGCCUACUCGACUAUCCCAUUGCAGCGGAUGGUCAAAACCUUUCACAGGGCCGCCGACAACUCCUAUGUCUAGCCCGAGCCAUCGUGCGGCGACCGAAGCUUCUAGUCCUUGACGAGGCUACAUCAGGGAUUGACGAGUUGAUUGAUCAAAAGGUCCAAUCAUCCAUUCGCCAAAUCUCCAAACUGAACUCCAUGAGUCUCUUGGUGGUUGCUCAUCGACUCAGCACUAUAGUCGACUUUGAUCGUAUACUUGUUUUGGAUGGUGGGCGUGUUGCAGAAUUCGGGGACCCUCAGGAGCUCAUGCAGCGCCCCAAUGGAGUCUUCCGAGCCAUGAUGAUGGAAAGUAAUGGAGAACACUCGAAAGCUGCAGAGUGA
This is a messenger RNA of Penicillium salamii, 4476 nucleotides long. NCBI's taxonomy places the organism in Eukaryota, Fungi, Ascomycota, Eurotiomycetes, Eurotiales, Aspergillaceae. The record is from the annotation of a GenBank genome assembly.